Tripterygium wilfordii is the source of this 4393-nucleotide messenger RNA. Its product is annotated as pentatricopeptide repeat-containing protein At2g22410, mitochondrial. Gene Ontology annotation, molecular function: RNA binding; protein binding. The coding region runs from base 1488 to 3494 and encodes 668 amino acids. NCBI's taxonomy places the organism in Eukaryota, Viridiplantae, Streptophyta, Magnoliopsida, Celastrales, Celastraceae. The transcript is spliced from 2 exons. Gene Ontology annotation, biological process: RNA modification. The record is from RefSeq and is a predicted model, not a curated record.
ACCCCGAGCUCGAAUCUCAUUUUCUUCCUUUGAUAAAAAAAAAAACAGCAAAUCCAAUAAUAUAUAAUUUUUCACACAGUGCCAGCUAUGCCUACAGUGCUUACCAAAAAUACAAAUUGAUAAAUAAUAAAAUGUCAACAAAAAUCCUUCCGUGUUCUUCCAAGUGAUUAUCUUUUUAUUUGAUCUUUGAGUACGCAACGCAAAAUUCCAAAACUCUCAUCUUCCAGCAUUUCUCUGUCAAGAUUCAUUACGCACUCCUUUCAUUCCUCGCUUUCCGGUAUCUCUAGGGUGGAUCCUAAAAGCUGAUGCUACUGGCUGCUGGUGACUCUGGGUUUUUUGUUUAAAUUACAAGGUGACUGAUUUUGUGGUUGCGCCUGUGUAUUGCAUUUAUUUUGUCAUUCGAUGAAGUGAUAAUUUCUGUUUGCCUGCGUUAAGAAAGGGCUGGUGCUCUCUGUGCUUCAUUCUUUCAGAGGGAAUCUGGUCGUUGAACGGCCCUAUUCUAAGCCUUACCAGAAGAGAUGUCUGUAAUCAAGUGUUAAGCUUACUCCCUAGCAUGAGUCAAUAAGGACACAUUUUUGUUUGCUUCAAUUCCGUUCUUAAGUUCUUUUGUCACAUUUCUCAUCAUCUUCUUCCCUUCCUAGCAUGUAUUUGUUGAACAAGCAUGAGAAGUUCUGCGAUGCAUCUCCCCUUGAAAGAAAAAUCCAGGAAGUGAUUUCUUUUUGCCCUGACAGGGUCAGUUUUCUUUCAGAAUAGGGUCCUAAUCGGUGAAUUGAUUCUUCCUUGAGCUUUGAAAAUUCACCAAUGAAAAAUUUUGGGUUUAUUUUUAAUGACUUAUUCAUUCAGGGUAAUUCUUUGAGCAGUUUUAAGUUUGGAACGUCUAUCGUCUUGGAGAAAAAGCUUUUUGUAAGACUGAUACUUUGAAGCUGAAAUCUUUUACACCGUAGGAAUAAAUAUUUGAACAUAGUAAGUUGAACCGAUCGGUUAUAUCUCAUCUAGCCAUGCUGGGCCCCGGUGGCGCCUGCCUGUUAUCCUUCCACUACUAGGAGCGGGGAGGUUUCGUUGCACUCAGUGAAGGAAGCCAGCCUCACGCGGUCCCUCCCACUGUAGGGCCCAAGACACACGAGUCUGCACCUCUUGUCCCAUGAGCCAACUCUCAACUUGGGCUCGGCUAUUUGGGCCAUUUUGUAAGCCCGGCUAUUUGGGCCAUGUUGUCUGUAACAAUGUCCGAACACCUUGAUAUCCCCACUUGGGUUACAAGCUCGACGUUCAGGAUUAAAUUCAAAUAUAAUAUAAACUGCAAACUAUGGCUAUUAAGCGAUGUGGGAUGUUUCUCGGUGCUCUCACUGGAUAAUGACUGUCUAAAUUUUGUAGGAGGUCUGAAAAUCUGUAUUUAUAUGUUCCUAAUGCUUUUUUAUGAAAUCCGUGUAGAAUCAUUUUGAUCACACUCGUUCCGCCUAGUCUCCCUCACACACAUUCACAGGGGACGGAUGAACCUUCUCUAUGCAAUCGACCUCAAAUCUUUGCAUUGGAUCCAUGGAGGUUGUCGUUUAAUUCCUCUUCUCUCUUCAUCUUCUCUUCACACUCGCUCUCUUUCUCCCCACAAAGAGAAACCCAUCAGUUGGAAUACAACCCACACCUUUGUACUCUCAAAUCCACUUCUGUCUCUUCUUGAGAAAUGCAAUUCCACUACCCAUUUGAAGCAAAUCCAAGCUCAGAUGAUCUUGACAGGCUUAAUCUCAGAUGGGCUUGCUUCAAGUCGCCUAAUUGCAUUCUGUGCGAUCUCAGAAUGGCGAAAUUUUGAUUACUGCGCUAAGAUUCUGUUUAAUACUCGCAACACGAAUGUGUUUUCUUGGAAUACAGCUAUUAGAGGCUUAUCAGAGAGCGAGAAUGGUAAUGGAUCUAUUUUGUUGUAUAAAAGAAUGUUGGGAAGUGGUGGUUUAAGACCAGAUAAUUAUACUUACCCUCUGUUGUUCAGAGUUUGUGCUAGAUUGAUGCUAAAGUUCAUGGGGCAUGAGAUUCUAGGGCAUGUAUUGCAGUUGGGUUUUGAUUCGGAUAUUUUUGUGCACAACGCGGUUAUACAUAUGCUGGUUUCGUGCAAUGAGUUAGUGGCAGCACGAAAGGUGUUCGAUGAGAGUUGUGUGAGAGACCUGGUUUCUUGGAAUUCUUUGAUUAAUGGGAAUGUAAGGAAUGGGUGGGCAGAGGAGGCAAUAAGGCUUUACCGAGAAAUGGAGAAGGAAAAAGUCAUGCCGGAUGAGGUGACAAUGAUUGGUGUUGUUUCCUCAUGCGCUCAAUUGGAGGAUUUGAGUCUUGGGAGGAAGUUUCAUCGGCUUAUUGAAGAAAGGAAACUGAUUGUUACAAUUCCACUAGCCAAUGCUCUCAUGGAUAUGUACGCAAAGUGUGGGAAUCUGGAGGCAGCGAAAGAAAUAUUUGAUGGCAUGAAGAAGAGAACAAUUGUCUCAUGGACAACAAUGGUUGUUGGCUAUGCAAAAUUUGGGCUUCUAGAUGUUGCUGCAAAGCUUUUCGAUGAGAUGCCAGAAAAGGAUGUUGUGCCAUGGAAUGCCUUAAUUGGAGGAUAUAUUCACGCUAUACAGAGUAAAGAAGCUUUGGCUUUGUUUCAUAAAAUGCAAGCAAGUAAUAUAAAGCCCGAUGAGGUUACCAUGGUCUAUUGCUUAUCUGCAUGCUCACAACUUGGAGCGCUCGAUACUGGAAUUUGGAUUCACCAUUACAUUGAAAAACACGAUUUAUCUUUAAAUGUUGCCUUAGGCACCGCUCUAGUUGACAUGUAUGCCAAGUGUGGGAACAUCACAAAGGCUGUCCAGGUUUUUCAUGAGCUGCCAAGAAGAAACUCUUUAACGUGGACAGCCAUUAUUGGAGGAUUAGCCCUUCAUGGAAAUGCCAGAGCUGCUGUGUCUUAUUUCUCAAAGAUGAUUGAUGUUGGGUUGGAGCCAGAUGAGAUUACCUUUCUUGGGUUGUUAUCAGCUUGUUGUCAUGGGGGCUUAGUUGACGAAGGUCGCAAAUAUUUUGCUGAAAUGAGAUCCAAAUUUAAUCUGUGUCCACAGCUUAAACACUAUUCUUGCAUGGUGGACCUUCUAGGUAGAUCUGGUCUUUUGGAAGAGGCAGAAGAGCUUAUCAGAGCCAUGCCUAUUGAGGCAGAUGCUGUGGUCUGGGGUGCAUUGUUUUUCGCCUGUCGGGUUCACGGAAAUGUUAUUGUGGGAGAAAGAGCAGCUUCAAAGCUACUUGAGUUGGAUCCUGAUGAUAGUGGAAUAUAUGUAUUACUUGCAAAUAUGUAUGGGGAAGCAAAUAUGUGGGAAGAGUCUCGGAAGGUGAGAAAGAUGAUGGUGGAAAGAGGAGUAGAGAAGACUCCUGGUUGUAGUUCAAUCGAGGUGAAUGGUGUUGUUUCUGAGUUUAUUGUAAGAGAUAAAUCACACCCUCAAUCUGACCAGAUUUACAAUUGCUUAAUUCAGUUAACAAGACAAAUGGGUUUAGCGGGAUGAAUUUUGGCUAUCGCUUGCUUCAGAUAUGACUUCUUCUGGGCUUUGAAGUUCAAACCGAAGCUCUUACCUCUGAAUGUUCUACAUGUUCUACGCACAGAACUUGUACAAUACCGUGACUGCGGUUCCAACAAUAAUGACAUAUUGCCAACUUGUUGGGCCUAUGAAUAAGCUGUAAAUUGUCGUUUCACUUUGGGCUUCUUGAGGAGAUGAUAUGCCGGUUGAUUUGUUCUAAUGCACUUAUUUAUGCUGCUGUGUCGACGAUGCCUUUUAUUUUGAGGUUUUAAUCUCAAAACAAAAUAAAGCCGUACAGAGAAGCAAAGAAACUCUCAGACAAAGCGGCGUCAUUCAUUCUUUGAUGAUGAAGAAUAACAGGUGCAGUAAUAUGUUCCAUAAGUUCUUAUAACCGGGUCUAUGGGUUUAUCAAUCCUUCGAAUAGACUUUUCUUGCCUUCUUCCAUUUAUUCUGAGCUCAUUAGUACAAGAAUGUUUUCCCAGGAUAUGACUGAUGAAAUAUCAGUCUUGAAGUUUGUUUAUAUCAUCAAUGCCAAGAAUCCAGAGGACCCUCUUUUGGAGUAUGUGUACAGUGACUUCUGGGUUGAGGAACUUGAAUUGCGAUUUGGGAAAAUAUUUCUGGUCACAUGGUGCUGGAACUUGCACAUCUUCCCUGCUCUCAAUAUAUAUUUUGGACUGUGUUCAAGUUUAUGUCGCAAGUGGGCUGAGAGGCUGCAAAGAGGGCAGGUAAUCAGCAAUUUUAUACAUCGCAGCAUGCCACUGGAAAAUUUUAAAGAGGUAUUUUAUUCUACUUUACUGUGGCCUUGGUGUUGUACUGUUUCAGAUGGCAACAGAGUGUUAUAUCAUCGGUUUGUUAAUCAGAUUGCAAAUAGUCAGAUUCGAAACUGA